Tilletiopsis washingtonensis is the source of this 1820-nucleotide messenger RNA. Its product is annotated as sodium/phosphate symporter. Gene Ontology annotation, cellular component: membrane. The transcript has a single exon. NCBI's taxonomy places the organism in Eukaryota, Fungi, Basidiomycota, Exobasidiomycetes, Entylomatales. The record is from RefSeq and is a predicted model, not a curated record. Bases 33 to 1760 code for a protein of 575 amino acids. Gene Ontology annotation, biological process: phosphate ion transmembrane transport.
GCCAGUAUGAUUACAUCUUCGCCAUAGGCACUAUGUUUGCGCUCCUUGACGCAUUCAACAACGGUGCCAACGACGUCGCCAACGCCUGGGCCACGUCGGUGUCCUCGCGCUCGAUCAGCUACCGCGGCGCGAUGGUCUGCGCUACGGUCUUCGAGCUCCUCGGCGCUCUGACCGUCGGUGCCCGCACGGCCGACACGAUCAAGAAUGGCAUCAUCCCGCCGUCGACGUUCCAGGGCAACGCCGGCGUGCAGAUGCUCGCCUUCACCUGCGCGCUCGCCGGUGCCUCGUCGUGGGUCAUGUGGUGCACGCGCAACUCGGCCCACGUCUCGUCGACCUACUCGCUCAUCUCGGCCGUCGCCGGUGUCGGUGUUGCCACGGCCGGUGCGCGCAACGUGCAGUGGGGCUGGAACAACGGCAAGGGUCUCGGUGCCAUCUUCGCCGGCCUCGCCAUGGCUCCCGUGUGCGCCGCAGCAUUUGGUGCCAUCAUCUUCGGCCUCAUCCGCACCAUCGUCCACGUCCGCAAGAACCCCGUUCCGUGGGCCGUCUGGACUGCUCCCUUCUUCUUCCUCGUCGCCGGCACGGUCUGCGCCCUCUCGAUCGUCUACAAGGGCUCGCCCAACCUCGGCCUCGACAAGCGCCCGCCGUGGUUCAUCGCCUCGGUGUCCGUCGGCACCGGUGUCGGCCUCGCCAUCCUCUCGGCCAUCUUCUUCGUCCCGUGGCUGCACGCCAAGGUCAUCAAGAAGGACCAGAACGUCAAGGGCUGGCAGGUGCUGACCGGCCCGGCGCUCUGGGCCACGCCCUACGCCACCGGUGACGCCGUCGCCAAGGUCCCCGACUACUCGGUCAUCCAGCACGGCCCCGAGUCGGCGCGCAACAGCACCGACGACAUCUCCGUCGACGACGAGAAGAUCAUGGUCGAGCAGGUCGCCGAGAUCCGCCCGCUCAAGACGCAGAAGGAGCUCAACCAGGAGGCCGACGAGCGCGUCUACGCCAAGCUGCGCCAGAACAAGGGCGCCAUCGGCUGGGCCAUGCGCUACCUGCACGACCACCCCAUGGGCCAGGGCGCCAUCUACGAGACGCACAACCUGAAGCGCGCCGUGCAGCGCAUCCCCGCCAUGGUCGUCGUCGCUGCGCUCUACGGCAUGCACUACGACAUCCACACGGCGCAGGCCGGCAUCGAGGGCACGCCCGAGGGCAACCGCAUGGAGCGCGUCUACUCGCACGCGACCAAGUACCCCAACGAGGUCGAGCACACCUACUCGUUCAUCCAGCUCAUCACCGCCUGCACCGCCUCCUUCGCCCACGGCGCCAACGACGUCGGCAACGCCGUCGCCCCCUGGGCCGUCAUCUACUCGGCCUGGUCCACCGGCGACGCCGCCAAGUCCAAGCUCCCCGUCGCCACGUGGCAGAUCGCCGUCGUCGCCCUCACCAUCGUCGCCGGCUUCGUCUUCUACGGCUACAACAUCAUGCGCGUCAUGGGCAACAAGCUCACCUACCACUCGCCCUCGCGCGGCACGUCCAUGGAGCUCGGCGCCGCCAUCACCAUCCUCGUCUUCUCGCAGUACAAGCUGCCGGUGUCGACCUCGAUGUGCAUCACGGGCGCCACCGUCGGCGUCGGCGUGCUCGGUGGCUACAAGGCCGUCAACUGGCAACGUGUGGGUUUGCUCGUGCUGUCUUGGAUCGUCACGAUUCCGAUCGCCGGUAUGCUGGCUGGUAUCCCGAUGGCCAUCAUCCUCAAUGCGCCGCGCUUCGGCAUCUAAGCGUCUCGCUGCGACCCUCUUCCGCCCUUCGCUUGUUCAUACGGUCCCCCCUCCCCCACG